Messenger RNA from Stegastes partitus (bicolor damselfish), 2742 nucleotides. It is a transcript of the gene cyp7b1, whose product is annotated as cytochrome P450, family 7, subfamily B, polypeptide 1. Lineage: Eukaryota; Metazoa; Chordata; Actinopteri; Pomacentridae. Bases 24 to 1514 code for a protein of 496 amino acids. The transcript has 7 exons. Gene Ontology annotation, biological process: cholesterol homeostasis; bile acid biosynthetic process. The record is from RefSeq and is a predicted model, not a curated record. Gene Ontology annotation, molecular function: heme binding; oxidoreductase activity, acting on paired donors, with incorporation or reduction of molecular oxygen; steroid hydroxylase activity.
GGGGAGACGGACGGAGCUGCAUCAUGUCCACGCUGCUGCUGCUGCUGCUGCUCGGCCUGCUGCUCUGCGUCCUCCUCCGCAGAAACAGAAGAGCCGGAGAACCUCCUCUGAUCCAAGGCUGGAUUCCUUUUAUUGGAAAAGCUCUGGAGUUUGGAAAAGAUGCUCACAAAUUCCUGGAGGAACAUAAGAAGAAGUUUGGAGACAUCUUCACCGUGCAGAUAGCAGGUAAAUACAUGACCUUCAUCAUGGACCCGCUCCUGUAUCCCAACAUCAUCAAACACGGCCGGCAGCUCGACUUCCACGAGUUCUCCAACAAGGUGGCGCCCUUCACCUUCGGCUACCCGCCGGUGCUCAGCGGGAAGUUCCCCGGGCUGCCCGAGCAGGUCCGGCGCUCCUUCCAGCUGCUGCAGGGCGACAGCCUGACGCCGCUGACAGAGAGCAUGAUGGGAAACCUGAUGCUGGUGUUUCGUCAGGACCACCUGGGGCGGGAUGGCGGCUGGAGGAGCGGCAGCCUGUACGAGUUCUGCCACUCGGUCAUGUUCGAGGCCACCCUCCUCACCAUGUACGGCACGCCGCCCACCGCCCGUCGCCACGGCGGCAUGGACGCGCUGCGGGACGACUUCAUCAGGUUCGACAACAUGUUCCCGCUGCUCAUCGCUCAGAUUCCCAUCUGGCUGCUGGGACGGACCAAAGCCGUGCGAGACAAACUCAUCGACUUCUUCCUGCCGCCGCGGAUGUCGUGUUGGUCGAACGCGUCGCAGUUCAUCCGGAGGCGGGCGGAGGUGUUCGAGCAGUACAGCGCGCUGAGGGACGUCGACAAAGCAGCCCACCACUUUGCCAUCCUCUGGGCGUCGGUGGGGAACACGGCGCCGGCCACUUUCUGGGCGACGUACCACCUGGUGAGCCACCCGGUGGCGCUGCAGGCGGUCCGACAGGAGAUCCAGGACGUCCUGCGGCUGGACGGCGUUCAGUGGCGCGGCGACAACGACGUGACGCUCAGCCGAGAACAGCUGGAGCGGCUCCCCUACCUGGAGAGCGCCAUCAGGGAGAGCCUCCGCCUGUCCUCGGCCUCCAUGAACAUCCGGGUGGCCCAGGAGGACUUUGGUCUGCGGCUGGACGACGAGCGCUCGGUGCCGGUCAGGAAAGGAGACAUCAUCGCCCUGUACCCUCAGAGUAUGCACCUGGACCCCGAGAUCUACGAGGAGCCGCAGACGUUCCGGUUCGACCGCUACACGCAGGACGGCCAGCAGAAGACGGAUUUCUACAAGAACGGCCAGAAGCUCAAGAACUACCUGAUGCCGUUCGGCUCCGGCUCCUCCAAGUGUCCCGGCCGACACUUCGCCCUCAACGAGAUCAAGCAGUUUGUGAGUCUGCUGCUGCUGUACUUCGACCUGCAGCUGGAGGACGGUCAGCCCAGAGCCUCGCUGGACACCAGCCGGGCCGGACUGGGAAUCCUGCUGCCGGCCGCCGACGUCCGCUUCCGCUACCGGCUCAGAACCCAAGAACAGGACUGAGGCUGCAGCUUCACGAGGCUUCAGGCAGUCCCAAGAACCUGAUGUUCGCAUAAAUCAGCGUGGAAGAGAACGAGUUUGUCUAAAUCUGACAGUAGAAUAAAAAUAUGUAGUCUCUAAAAUCAGCAGAACACAGCGAUGGCAGCUAGGUGGCGCUGACCCAACGUUUGUCAGAAUGAUUACAACUAAGAAAAAGACAGAACUGUGUUUAAGAUGAAAGAAAUUGUCUAGAAUGACUCAACAUUUGUCCAAAAUGGCUAAAACUCGCCCAAAAGGAUCAACAGUUCCUCAAAAUGAUGAAAAAUUAGUUGAAAUGACAGCAACGUGCCAAAACCUGUCCUCAGAUGAACCGGUCCGAAAUGACCCAGAAUUAGUCCGAAAAUGACUGAAAUGGUCCAGAAUGAUUCGACAUCUGUCUACAGCGGCUCUACGCUUUUCAAAAUGACUAAAAUUUGUUGAGAAUGACAAGAAUCUGUCUAAAAUGACCAAUCUCAUAAGACUACACAGUGGAGCCCGGAGUGGAGGAGCGUAGCGGCUGUACAGCAUCCGCAGGAACACGCCACUUCAAACAAUCAAAGAAGUUCUGUCUCCUCCUUCAUGUGGUUCUGGUUCCACAGAGCUGCAGAGAAACAUGAACACGAGUCAGAACUUCAGCAGAACAGAUUUACUUGUUCCGGUUUUGCUGCUGCUCUGAAAUGUGACUUUUCUUUUACUGACCAAAACUGUUAAAAUCUGAGCAAACCAGCUGUGAAACGAAAAUGUCCAGAUGUUUCAGAUGUGUGAGUAAAGACACUAAACUUUGCACUUGAAUGUGAGGAAACUGUAGAAAGCAGUCUGAGCUGUUGUGUUCCACUGGACUGUUGAAGCAGGAAGCUGAGUUGUGUUUCUGCAGCGUUUUAAUGAUGCUGUGGAUGAUCAGCAGGAAGUCUGAUGUUCACCUUUACACAUAUUAAAGCACUGUUCUGUUGUGAGCGUGGACCAGCAUUCAGAUGUGAUCCCACUGCACUCUGUCAUUUAUUUAGGAUAAUAUGCUUUGUUAUAAAUUAGUAAAAUGCACGUCUGUAUAAUGUGAUGUUGUUCUGUUUAAUUCACUUACUCAGAAUUUCUUUUUUUGUCUUUAAAUUCAGUUUGUAAGGAAACGUAGCAUUUUCUGAUUGAAUGAGUUUUGUUGUUUUAUGAACUCGAGCCUGAUCGAUUAAUCCAUCUUUGAAUAAAAACUGUGUAAAUUCUG